This is a messenger RNA of Echinops telfairi (small Madagascar hedgehog), 2165 nucleotides long. Its product is annotated as zinc finger protein 613-like. Gene Ontology annotation, cellular component: nucleus. Gene Ontology annotation, molecular function: RNA polymerase II transcription regulatory region sequence-specific DNA binding; DNA-binding transcription factor activity, RNA polymerase II-specific. Bases 20 to 1591 code for a protein of 523 amino acids. The record is from RefSeq and is a predicted model, not a curated record. The transcript is spliced from 4 exons. Gene Ontology annotation, biological process: regulation of transcription by RNA polymerase II. Lineage: Eukaryota; Metazoa; Chordata; Mammalia; Afrosoricida; Tenrecidae.
AUCCGCGGGGGACCGGGGAAUGGAGGUGCUCGAGCGCCAGCAGGUACCACUGGCGUUCCACGAUGUGGCUGUGGAGUUCACCCGGGAGGAGUGGCAGCUCUUGGGCCCUGCUCAGAAGGAUCUGUACUGGGACGUGAUACAGGAGACCGUUAGCCACCUGGUGUCCUUAGGGUAUCCAGUUGCCAAACCAGAUGCACUGUCCAGGUGGGAAAGAGGAGAACCACCUUGGAGUCCAUCGAAUGAAGUCAGUCGUGCCGAGUUGUCAGAAACCCGGGAAAUUGAUGCUCAUCUGCCUCAGCUCCUGCAAAAUGAAUUCAGGGUGAACAGAGUGACGCCAUGCCUUGAGCAUAAUGCAAGGGAAGGUAGUCUUUCUCAGUGCGGAAGCCAUUUUCCCGAACAGCAAAAUCACAAUGUGUUUGACUCACAUGCAAAGUCUGUGCAAUCAAAUAUCACUUCAAUCAGCCAGAGUAGCCGCUGUGAAGUGAAGGACUUUGGUGAAUUCACUGGAGGAGUAAAAAAUUUUCUCCAUGCUAAUCAGGAGCAGUUUCAUAAAGAAAUAAAUAUCAUCAAUGCCGCUGACAGGAAAUCCCGUAACACCAGAUGUGAACUCAUGAAGCAGGAGAGCAGUCACAAAAUAAAGAAACCACAUGUAUGCAGUGAAUGUGGGAAAGGCUUCACCAGGAAGUGUUGGCUCAUUAGUCAUGAGAUCAUUCACACAGAAGAGAAGCCCCAUAGUUAUAAUCUAUGUGGGGAAGCCUUCUCCAGACCACCGGAGCUCGCCCAACAUCAGAGAACACACAGAGGGAAGAGAUCUUUUGAAUGCACUGGACGUGGCAAAGCGCUUCUCACAACAUUUCAACUUACUGCCCAUCAAAAAAGUCACGUAGGCGUGAAAAGCUUUAAAUGCAGUGAGUGUGCAAAAGUCUUUCUACAUAAAGAUAAUCUCAUUAUUCAUCAGCAAAUUCACACGGACGACAAACCCUACAAAUGCGAGAAGUGUGGGAAAGGCUUUAUGCGGAAAGGAAAUUUCCGUGUUCAUCAGCGUGUUCAUGCUGGCGAAAAACCCUACAGAUGCAAGGAAUGUGGAAAAGAUUUCGUAAAGGAGGAAGAUUUCUUUAUUCACCAACGAACUCAUACUGGAGAGCAACCCUAUACAUGUAGUGGAUGUGGAAAAGGUUUCAUCCGGAAGGGACACCUCGUUAUUCAUCAGCAAAUUCACAGUGGAGAGAAACCAUAUCUGUGUACUGACUGUGGAAAGGGCUUCAUCCAGAAGGAAGAUCUCCUUGUUCAUCAGCGAAUUCAUACUGGAGAGAAGCCCUACAUAUGCACUGAAUGUGGUAAUGGCCACAUCACCCAGAGAGACCACAUUAUUCAUCAGCGAACUCAUAGUGGAGACAAACUCUAUUUAUGUAGUGAGUGUGGAAAAGCCUUUACUAGAAAAGGGAAUCUCACUAUGCAUCAGCGAAUUCAUACUGGAGAGAAGCCCUACAAAUGCAGUGAAUGUGGAAAAAGCUUCAUUCAGAAGGGAAAUCUCAUUGUUCAUCAGCGAAUUCACAGUGGAGGAAAACCCCACGCAUGCGGUGAACGGUGAAUGUGAAAAAGGCUUUAACCAGAAAGGAAGCCUCAUUGCUCAUCGGCGAACCUACACUGGAGAGAAACCCUGUGUAUGUGGUGAAUGUGGUAAAGGCUUCUGAAGAAAGUCACACCUCCUAGCACACCAGAGAUUACACAAUGAGAAUACUUACUUGGGAUGCAGUAUCUGGGGACAAUCUCAUUCUCAGAAGUCAAGUUUUAUUGGACAUCAAAAAAUUCAUGAAGGUGAAAGACCCAAUGUAGCGAAUGUGGGAAAACCUUCUCCAUGAAGCAAACACUCAUUGUGCAUCCAAGAUUUCAUGAAGGCGAGGAACUGUAUGGGUGCAGUGGGAGUGGAAAAGAAUUUUCUUACAUUUGUAGCCUUGUUUCACAAAAUACCGAUGAGAAAGAAAUGUGUAGAUUUAAGCACAGUGGAAGAAUCUCCCAAACCAGUGAUCUCAUGUAGGAGAAAAACCUUUUGAAUACACUAUGUACAAACCCAAGAUGCUGCUUGCUACCCAUGGCAAACAACUAUACACUUAGAGGUCAAAGAAAGCAGGUCAGAGGUUAUUCUCUGUAAGGGUAUCAGCCAA